AUGGCACCUUUGCUAAGCCCAUCAUUUGCAUACACAGUGGUAUAUGUGAGAGACGUAGCUAAAUCCGUUGAAUUUUACGCCACCGCCUUCGGCCACAACGUUCGCCGCUUGGAUGAGUCGCACAGAUGGGGAGAGCUAGAGAGCUGACAAACGACGAUAGCUUUUACCCCAAUCCACCAGCGUGAGACGGAUGUUAUAACAGGGAAGGUCCAGACCCCGGAUCCUAUCCGGAAGAGGCAGCCAGUUGAGAUUUGUUUUGAUUAUCUUGAUGUCGAUGCUGCAUACAAGAGAGCAGUUGAGAAUGGAGCAAUGCCGGUGAGUGAGCCAGAGGAGAAAGAAUGGGGACAAAAAGUUGGGUACGUACGAGAUAUUGAUGAUGGAAUUGUAGUGAGGAUGGGGAGCCCUUUGAAUCCACCGUCUAAACCACACCAACCCUGA
Messenger RNA from Coffea arabica (coffee), 438 nucleotides. RefSeq lists its product as uncharacterized. NCBI's taxonomy places the organism in Eukaryota, Viridiplantae, Streptophyta, Magnoliopsida, Gentianales, Rubiaceae. The record is from RefSeq and is a predicted model, not a curated record.